Rhincodon typus (whale shark) is the source of this 3883-nucleotide messenger RNA. It is a transcript of the gene dhtkd1, whose product is annotated as dehydrogenase E1 and transketolase domain containing 1. Gene Ontology annotation, molecular function: oxoglutarate dehydrogenase (succinyl-transferring) activity; thiamine pyrophosphate binding. The coding region runs from base 18 to 2057 and encodes 679 amino acids. The transcript is spliced from 13 exons. Gene Ontology annotation, biological process: tricarboxylic acid cycle. The record is from RefSeq and is a predicted model, not a curated record. NCBI's taxonomy places the organism in Eukaryota, Metazoa, Chordata, Chondrichthyes, Orectolobiformes, Rhincodontidae.
CAAUUUGCUUCUAGUUGAUGUUCCGCAAAAUGCGUGGAUUGAGCGAAUUCCCCGAAAAAUCCCAGACCACUGGAGAUGUCUUGUCUCAUCUAACGUCCUCAGUGGACCUAGAUUUUGGCUGUGACCGCCCGCUACAUGUCACCAUGCUCCCUAAUCCUUCCCAUCUGGAGGCCGUGAACCCAGUCGCUACUGGGAAAACUCGUGGGAGACAGCAAUCUCGCCAGGAUGGGGAUUAUUCAGCAAGUGGCUCAGCACAGCCAGGAGACAAAGCCAUUUGUGUACAGGUACAUGGAGAUGCUUCUUUCCCAGGACAAGGUAUUGUUGCUGAAACCUUCACUCUCUCGAAUCUCCCUCACUAUCGAAUCGGCGGCAGCAUUCACCUGAUUGUCAACAAUCAGUUGGGUUAUACCACACCCGCUGAGAGAGCCAAAUCCUCACUCUAUAACAGUGAUGUUGGUAAGAUGGUUCAUUGUGCUGUGAUUCAUGUGAAUGGCGACGAUGCAGAAGAAGUAAUUCGAGCCACAAGACUGGCUGUUGACUAUCAGCGGCGUUUCCGAAAGGACGUGAUCAUAGACUUACUCUGCUACAGGCAGUGGGGCCACAAUGAACUCGAUGACCCAACCUUCACAAACCCCACCAUGUACAAGAUUAUCAGAUCUCGUAAAAGUAUUCCAGACUUGUACUCGGAGCAGUUAGUAGCAGAUGGCCUCCUGACUGAGCAGGAGGUUUCCAGCAUUAAAACUUCUUAUUAUUCUAAACUGAAUGACCGUUUAACAAACACGGGGUCAUUUUCACCGAUGGCUCCGAACCUCCAAGCUCACUGGAGUGGCUUGGUGGAACCUUCAUUUAGGAUCAGUACAUGGGAUACUGGAAUGCCUAUAGACCUGCUCAAGUACGUAGGUGCCAAGUCUGUGGAGGUUCCUAGGGAAAUAAUCAUGCAUGGUCAUCUGGUGAAAACACAUGUACAGGCUAGAUUGCAGAAACUGGAAGAGGGCACAAAGCUGGACUGGUCUACAGCAGAGUCACUGGCUAUUGGAACUUUACUGUGCCAAGAUUUUAAUGUGCGUAUAAGUGGGCAGGACGUUGGACGCGGCACCUUCAGCCAACGACAUGCAACGGUUGUUUGCCAGGAAACUGGUGACACUUACAUCCCACUCAACCAUAUGAGUCCAGAACAAAAAGGAUUUUUUGAGGUCUGUAACAGUCCAUUGUCUGAAGAGGCAGUGCUAGGUUUUGAGUACGGGAUGAGUAUUGAAAGCCCAAAGCUACUUCCGAUAUGGGAAGCCCAAUUUGGGGACUUCUUCAAUGGCGCUCAAAUUAUAUUUGACACAUUUAUCUCUGGAGGUGAGGCAAAAUGGUUGCUGCAAAGUGGAAUUGUUAUUCUCCUCCCCCAUGGCUAUGAUGGUGCAGGCCCAGAACACUCCUCCUGUCGUUUGGAGCGUUUUCUGCAGAUGAGCGACAGCAAGGAGGAAGGUAUUGACGGAGACAAUGUCAACAUGUUCAUUGUACAUCCAACUACUCCAGCACAAUACUAUCACUUACUGCGCCGGCAGAUGGUUCGAAACUUCCGUAAACCCCUGAUUGUAGCCUCCCCGAAAAUGUUGCUGCGUCUCCCAGCUGCUGUUUCCAGUUUGGAUGAGAUGGCACCAGGAACGACUUUUAAACCCGUCAUCGGGGAUUCAAAAGUGGAUCCAAAAAUAGUGACUCGAGUGGUGCUAUGUUCAGGAAAGCACUAUUAUACUCUGGCUAAACACCGUGAGUCUUUAGGAGAGGCAGGACAGAACACAGCACUCAUCAGAAUAGAAGAGCUUUGUCCUUUCCCCUUGGAGGCACUUCAGCAACAAAUGGAAAGAUACAAAAAUGCAAAAGACUUUAUAUGGAGUCAAGAAGAACCACAGAACAUGGGCCCAUGGUUUUUUGUAUCUCCCAGGUUUGAGAAACAGUUAGCAUGCAAGUUAAAGUUGGUGAGCAGACCGUCUCUUCCAACACCUGCAGUUGGAAUUGGGACUUUACAUCAGGAACAAAGUCAAAACAUUCUCACCAGAACCUUCUCCUGAAAGGAAUUUGGGAAAAGCUUGUGUUUCUGCUCUAUGGUGCUUGAUUACGAACAAGACCAACAACUUAAAACUGAUGAGAGAAUACCCAUUGAACUGAAACUUUUUACAAAAAUUAAUGUUACACUUUUUUUAUUAAAGGAAAAAUGACAGAUUUAGCUCAGAUCAUGGAAGUUGUUCCAACUAAGUUCAGUAAAAAUAAGAAUUAAAAUUCUGAGCUAUUUAGGUGUUGGGCAUACAAAGUGAACUGUACUUUUGCAAGCAAAUAUGAGGUUUGGUGUACAUGUUCUGGAGUUUCAAAAGCAAAUUAAUGUUAAUCUUCAGACUGUUGCACUGCAGUUCAUGGUUUCUAAGCAUAUUUUCUUCAAGAUUUUGUUAAUCAAUUUAAAUUCCCCAGCUAUUGCAGUAGGAAUUUAAUUAUCCAAAUCUUUAGUCCAGGCCACUGGAUUACUAGUUCAACAACAACUCUGCUGUCAUCCUUGGAGAUAAUUAAAUUAUAACAAGGGAGAUGUAUGUCUACAGUUCAAUUGGGGGUUUAAAAAAGCGUGUAAGCAUUAUUUAGAGCAGUUGACUGUCUGAAAAUCACAAUUACGUGCUUUGUUAUUUUUAGGUUUUAAUUUAUGCAACUGUAGUGUGUUUUCUGACAUUAUCAAUUAUGAAAUGGUGAGAAAAAGUAACCUCAUUUGAUGUACUUUCUUCCCCAAUGGAUUCUGGUCACUUUUUCCUUUGUUGAAGUGUGGAGGUGAGGUUAGCAAAGAGUAUAAAUCAUUCUGAGCAAUUUGUUUGCAUUUCUACCAAAUCUAAUUUUAGUGUGUAGCAUACUAACAGCCUUCUUUUAAGGUGGAGUGAUAGCAGUUGGUGGAACUGGUCACUUUAGUAGGGAAUGCAUGUUAUUUACAUUUGGUAAUGUACAUUCCUCAUUUUUCCCAGUGUAGACCACCUCAUGUUUAAAUGGAGUGAAUGUAAAUGCUCCAAUCAUAGUGUAAGACUUCAGGGAGAUGAACAAAAGGGAUGACUCUUCUGCUGCAAGGGAAUACAAGCUGUUAUAGUCAAAUUGAUUUUGUCUGAAGAAGUGCUAUUGUUGGUAUGAACUAUGCUAUUCUCCCUUUGUCUGCCUGCAGUGUUGCUCAAUAUUGAUCUGCAGCAAUACAUUGUUUGCAUUUAUAUCGUAUUCCUGAUGUAAAUGGCCAUCUAAGAGCUUUGAAUGGAAAAGAUUGAAUUACCAAACUCCGAGGUCAAAGAAUUUAGGGAACAGCUUUAAGACAAAAUCAAUCAAUGAGCUAAUUUAUUGUGGAGAUUAAUGCAAUAGUACAGAAUUUAGCCCAUUGUGUCUGCAGUGGCUCCUUUUUGAAAAACAAUUCCUGUCCUUCCUCCAACAGCUCCCCCACCCUGCAACUUUUAUUCUUUCAACUAUUUAACGCUGCUUUCUGUGGUGUUCAUGGGCAAACUCUGCAUAUCUUAGCAAAUUAAUUAGAGGUGAGCAUAAACUUUCACAAAAAAUGGUAGUCAUUAUUGUCAGUGAGAGGAGGAUAGUAAGCUGGGGUUCCACAUAGUAAGAAUAUAAUCGUUGAAAUAGAGAAAACAAGUUUAAAAGUCUUAGUAUCCUGAAAUCAUUAGAAUGGUUACAUCACAGAUGGAGGCCAAUCAGUCCAUUGGGCAUGCCAGAUCUAACAGCUACUCUGCUACCACCUCCUAGCUUUUUUCCUGUAGCCCUGCAGGUGUAGUAUGAGGUUAUGAUGAGCAAAUGGAUUUUCUCUCGGCAUGGUGUACAUUCAAAUUCUGGAAAUACUUGAUGCUGAAUUGAAAAACAUUAAAUGUCCUGAUAUUAA